Molecule: messenger RNA, 1794 nt
Organism: Topomyia yanbarensis
Lineage: Eukaryota; Metazoa; Arthropoda; Insecta; Diptera; Culicidae
Gene: Adk3
Product: adenosine kinase
Exons: 5
Coding region: 322-1476 (384 amino acids)
Biological process (GO): purine ribonucleoside salvage
Cellular component (GO): cytosol; nucleus
Molecular function (GO): adenosine kinase activity
Source: RefSeq, a predicted model, not a curated record
CAUCAACGACAGUUUUUGACGGCUACGUCCUUGAAGUGAUGAAACUCUCGGGUUUUCUUGGUAAAAUCGCGAGUAUUAUUGAUGUGAGUAAUUCAUUUGCACUUCAGUAUGUUGUGUGCUGCCGCCUCUUUAUUUUGAAUUGCUAGUAUUUGUAGUAUUUAUACAAUUAAUACGCGAAGCCUCUGUAUUGAUAGAUUAUAAGCUCAUAAUUGGUGGCAGGAUCCUGGAAAUGUUGACGAUUUGAUUGCAAUAUUGUGUUGUGUAACUAGAUACCAUACAGCCAAAUACGAAUUAACGUAUUUGCAUUUUGAUAUAGCAUUAAUGCAGGGCAAUAGUAUGAUCAACGACUCAACUAUCAUCAGCUGCGAUCGUUGCCCCAGGCUGGUGGCCUUCGGAAACGUGCUUCUGGACAUUAGCGUCGAUCUUCGCGAAGGGAAAAUUCUCCAUGACUUUGACCUGAAGGAGGAUGACCAGCGGGAAAUUCCAGCAGACAAACUGGCCCGUUUGGUGAAUGUCGCCGUGGAAACGUGCGGAACUCCCAAAUAUAACCCUGGAGGGUCGGCGUUGAACACGUGCCGAAUACUGCGCGCCCUAGGCGAGAAGAAUGUAAUGUUCUGUGGAGCUGUUGGAGCAGAUGAGAAUGGCGAGAUAUUGAUGCAAAUUUUGAAGGACAGUUCACUCAACACAUGCAUACAAACACUUCCGGAGCAUUCAACUGGUACCUGUAUAUGUCUGAUAAGCGGUGACAAGCGCAGCCUCAAUGCAAACAUUGGCGCUUCACUGCACUUCAAAAAAGAAUUUGUUACGUCCCGUUGGUGUCAGAGCAAGAUUGGCAGCUGCAAUUCAGCAGUUCACGACGAUAUAGAUGAAGACGUUCGAGUGUUCUACGUUGAGGGAUAUUUCAUUCCGGAGAAGUUUAACAUUUGCAAAUACAUCUACGAGAAAUAUUGCAAGGGAACGGCAAACCUGUUCGUUACAAACCUGAAUGCCACCUACAUUUUGCAGAACUUUACCAAAGAGAUGAAGUAUUUGGUGGAACAAUCGGAUUUGGUAUUUGGAAAUUUAACAGAGUUUGUUGCUCUUGCGGAAAUUUAUCAGUGCGAUAGCGUUGAUGAACUAACCAAAUAUUUGAUACGAAAAUAUCUUAAACUCAAUCGGGAGAAGAUAAUCGUAUCGACAGAUGCCAGCCGUUGUGUACGUUUCUAUCAUGGUAAUGGUAGUACAUUCUACGCAGAAACACAUCAGGUCCCGGUCAUUCCGCAAAAAGCGGUCAUUGAUACGACUGGUGCCGGAGAUUCGUUUGUUGCUGGAUUCCUGUACAAAUACAUGAAUGGCGAUUCUCCUACGCUCUUGGACUGUAUUAGAUACGGCAGUAAAAUAGCCGGCAAAGUGAUCCGCCAGGUUGGAUGUAAUCUACCAUCAUCACUUCCACCCUCGCCAAUGUCGGUUUUACCCCCAACUGAGAGUCUCGUCUAGAUGUAAAGUUAUUUAAUGCAUGUGUAUAUAACUGUCCACGAAUGCACAAGAGUUUUAUCUUACAUUGUUGCCCUGUACGGAGAUGUAGUUUAUUUGCUUUUACAAGCUGAUUAUGCUCAUUAUUUAUUUGUUUGGCUAGAAAAGUACUUAAUAUUAUUGUGAAGGUAGGCUGAUCUCAUAAUUUAUUAGUUUGGCGUGUAAAUGGGAAAUUGUUUUUGCAUAAUACUGCUCAUUUAUUAUUAGGGAAUUCGAUACAUGCUAAACAUGCCAUGCUUAAAAAGUUGAAUAAAACUGUGUGCGGAGAUUGUGUAUUUUAAA